This is a messenger RNA of Lactuca sativa (garden lettuce), 1180 nucleotides long. The record is from RefSeq and is a predicted model, not a curated record. Lineage: Eukaryota; Viridiplantae; Streptophyta; Magnoliopsida; Asterales; Asteraceae.
UACGGCUGUCGACCGGUUGCUAAAAAAUCAAAAUUUCCAGUGGUGGUAUUCUCUGUUGGUAUACUUCACACAAGUAUUAUUAUUAAUUAAUGAUGUGUUAAAUACUUAAAUCUAACAUCAUAUAAUUAGGCAUGAUAAAUUAAGCAUUGCAAGUCAAAAUGUGUAUGGUCACAAAUCCUUUUGACCAAUGCAUUAAAGUUGAUAAUUUAUUUUGUCAACUAAUUUUUGCAAGAUAAGUUGUAAUACUUCGUGGUAUACAUAAUUGUCGGAAAGGUGGCUUUAUUGCAAAUGAUGUUCCCAUGUUUAGUAUUCAUCUAGUUAAUUGAUCAUUUUUCAUAUAUUUUUCCAUGUAGCUUUGGUUGGGGUUAUGUUGGCAUUAGCUUGGAUCAUUAGGAUAUUCUUUAGCAUCCAGAAGAGGAAACUUAUGAAGCUACGAGAGAAGUUUUUUGAGCAAAAUGGUGGUGUGCUUCUCAAACAAAAACUGAAUUCACAAGACGAUACUUACACCAUGACUGUAUAUAGCAUCGAACAACUUCGAAAAGCAAUCGAUAACUAUUCAAAUGAGCGAAUUGUGGGGCGAAGAGGUUUUGGGGUUGUUUAUAAAGGAGUACUGUCGGAUAAACGCGUUGUUGCAAUAAAGAAGUCUAUUUCGGUGGGUAAGACCGAAAAGGAACAAUUUAUCAAUGAGGUAUUGGUAAUAACGAAAAUCAUCCAUGGAAAUGUCAUUAAACUGUUGGGCUGUCGUUUGGAAGAUAAGGUACCGAUACUAGUGUAUGAGUUCAAUCCCAAUAACACACUUUUCCAUCACAUUCAUAAUGAAGAGGGUGGAACGAGUUGGUCAUCAUGGGAGACUCGAUUGAGGCUUGUUGCAGAAGCUGCAUCUGCACUUGCAUACCUUCAUUCUCAUGCCACCACCCCCAUCAUGCACAGAGGUGUCAAGUCUGCAAAUAUAUUAUUAGAUGAUGACUUCAGUGCAAAAUUGUCUGAUUUUGGUAUUUCCAUGUUGUUUUCUAUAAAAGAAGAAAAUGUCAACACUGUUGUUCAGGGCACACUUGGGUACUUGGAUCCUAAGUACCAACACACACACACACAAUAUAAACGAAAAGAGGCAUGUGUAUAGCUUUGGGGUGAUCCUUGCAGAACUCGUCACCAGUAAAAAAUAAAAAAUAAAAAAUAAAAA